AUGAUCUACUCGUGGGUGAAGAAGGCCACUGACAACCUCAUCGACUCUGUCAUCUCCACCAGCGACAUCAACGCCAACACCGACCUCGUGCUCACCAAUGCUGUAUACUUCAAGGGCGCGUGGCUGGAGCCGUUCAACCACUUCUUCACGGAGCGGGGCACAUUCCAUCGGCUCGACGGAGACCUUGCCGAGGCAGAGUUCAUGGUGAACGGCCUAAUGACCAGCAGCAUCAGGUGGCAGGACAUCGCUUGCAUGGACGGGUUCAAGGUCCUAAAACUCCCUUACGAGCCUGGCGCCGCACCAGCGCUGUGCUCAGAGUCCAGUGCAGGGCUGCCAGCUCGUGGUGGCCAGCUCAAGCCCCGCCGUGGGCAUGGCGACGCAAAGUCCAAGGACACGCUGUCCACGGAGGUCAACAAGGGCACGCAGUACUCCAUGUUCCUCUUCCUCCUGGACGCGUGCGAUGGCCUCUUGGCCAUGGUGGAUGUUGGGGGAUGA
Miscanthus lutarioriparius is the source of this 495-nucleotide messenger RNA. NCBI's taxonomy places the organism in Eukaryota, Viridiplantae, Streptophyta, Magnoliopsida, Poales, Poaceae. The record is from the annotation of a GenBank genome assembly.